UGAAGUUCCCUCGAGCCCAGCUGGUGAAUUGUGUUCCAAAAGACCUGAUGAGUGGUGGUAGGCAUCGUGAUGCGGCAGGAAUGUCGCUUGGGUUGAUUCAAGAACGACCGGGGAAAAGCGUACGGUCAUCGACCAACCGUUGGAGUGGUUGAUAUUAGUGAUGGCAUGUCGAGACCGACGGUGAGAGGCUGCUGCGUUGAUAUGCAGGCGGGCAUGCUAACGCACUAUGGCGUGCAGCUCGUGAUGAUUGAUGCGCCAAAGGGGAGCCACUCAGUAUUAAAAAAGCUACUGGGGCUCUGCAGUGGGCACUCUGCAGCCUUGUGCUCCGCGGCCAGUGAAACCAAUCUUGAGAAAGCUCGGCCCGGCCGCAACCCUUGUGAAAAGAGGAUAGAGCAUAGACAGACAAUGAUGAGAACAAGGAGACAUGAGAGAUGCCAAGAUGUCAUCGAGUUGCUUUCCAUCCAUGUUGAAGCGAGCUGCUUAACCCCUCUUGGGAAGAGGGGGAAGAGGGGGAAGAGGGCGGCUGGGAGGGGGGCCGGGGCAGGGAGGAAGCUGGGAAGGGCGCUGAGCGGCGGCAGGCAUUUUGAUGGUUUGUUUUGGUGUUGUGAUAGUUGUUGUUGUUGUUGUUGUUGUUGUUGUAGAUAUUCGUGUGGAUGACUAUGUAGUCAAGUGCCGAGUUGAGUUCUUUGGAGGUUGGCGGCGGUGGUAGAUAUAAGCUGUCGUUGGUAGAAGCUUGUGUAAUCCGAAGACUGUUUGAAGUGUCUUGAGUGUCCUGA
Molecule: messenger RNA, 776 nt
Organism: Neurospora hispaniola
Lineage: Eukaryota; Fungi; Ascomycota; Sordariomycetes; Sordariales; Sordariaceae
Exons: 1
Coding region: 166-657 (163 amino acids)
Source: RefSeq, a predicted model, not a curated record